AUGGAGAGCCCGUUGGCCGGGUCCUCCAUGCAGGGCGAGGCGGACUCCUCCGCGGCGCCGCCCAGGCGCGACCACCAGCCCGGGAGGGCCGGAGUCCUCGACUCGGCGGAGGACACCGGGGAGGCAUCUGAGGAACGUCCCUUGCUCGGUGAUCGAGUCAGGGAAACCCAUGGCCAUCCCGCUGCUGUUGCAUCAGCCAAAGACAUGGAAGUUCCUGCUCCUGUGAAGAAUGAAGAGGAGGGUGUGGGGCUGCUCGAAGUCCCUGAUGCAGAUGUGGACAACACCCUUUUCCAGGAGGUCGACCUGCACAUCAAGGCUGUCAACGUCCAAAGCCCACAUGUCAUCCCCGAUGCAGUGCAAGCCUGGAGCGGUGGCAGACGCCACAUGAUUGCUUGGCUCUGCUUGUCCAUCGUCCUCCUGGCCGUGCUGAUCUGGUCUGUUGAGAGCUGGCUAGGCCCGAUCGUCGCGAUCGUUGGUUCCAUCAUGUACUUGUGUCCGCGUGCAACGAGCAACUUGCGGGCCAACGCCAAGUCCAUCAUGAUCUGCAGUGUGUCAGCUUUCCUGCUGGACUUCUUCUUUGGCUUGAGGCUGAUCUUGUUAGGGGCAGCAUUCGCAGCAGAGGGGAUGCAUGGGUACCUGGGCUACUUGUUGCCAGGCCUUGCGCUCUUCCUGCAUUCGCUCUUCUGCAUGGUGGUCUUCAGGAAAGCCACCGAGAUGUCCGUGCGCAUCGCACCAGUGCACUUCGACACGAUACAGGUGUCAUGA
This is a messenger RNA of Ostreobium quekettii, 765 nucleotides long. Lineage: Eukaryota; Viridiplantae; Chlorophyta; Ulvophyceae; Bryopsidales; Ostreobiaceae. The record is from the annotation of a GenBank genome assembly.